Nannospalax galili (Upper Galilee mountains blind mole rat) is the source of this 5134-nucleotide messenger RNA. It is a transcript of the gene Rgl1, whose product is annotated as ral guanine nucleotide dissociation stimulator like 1. Gene Ontology annotation, biological process: Ras protein signal transduction; positive regulation of GTPase activity. The transcript has 19 exons. The record is from RefSeq and is a predicted model, not a curated record. Bases 473 to 2887 code for a protein of 804 amino acids. Gene Ontology annotation, molecular function: guanyl-nucleotide exchange factor activity. Gene Ontology annotation, cellular component: plasma membrane. Lineage: Eukaryota; Metazoa; Chordata; Mammalia; Rodentia; Spalacidae.
CCCAUAGAAACGCUUUUCUGCGGUCCAGUCUUGCCCCGGUCUUGGGUUUGGAGGCUAUGGGCACCGCGGCCCGGUGGCUAGGGCUUCUGCCGUCGCCGCCGUCCGUGCCAGCGGCCUUUGUCCGGGGUGCCGUGUAAGGUCCGGCUGUCCGGACUCGAGCGUGGGCUGGAAUGGACUGGCUGCAGGACCUCUGCAGUCGACAGGAGUAUGAGGCGGAGUGAUGCACGCCCCGGCGCCCCUCACUGUGGUCGCGAUACAAGACGUCGCUUCGGACCGGGCGCUGCCUGGAGCUGCGUCCCCGAGUGGACGGCCCCUUUCCCGGGCUUGGAACCGCACCGCGAGCUCAGCAGGAGGUCCCCAAGGACGGAGUCGAAAGGUCAAAUCUUACUUGUCCGUGCUGAGUGACAGCAUCGCGACCGGACCUGCAGAAUCUGAACUCGAUCCGUAAUGCCUCCUGCUUGCCUCUUUCACGAUGGAGGGGAAACUUGUGGGAGAGGCUACUCAAGUGGUGUCUAAAGUCAAACUUUCCACCAAAGUAGAAAGCUCAGGACAUUGGCUGGUGGAAGAUCAUGCUCGAAUAUGGGAAGUUUUAAAGACAGAGGAGAGCUCGAUUCAGGACUGGGGUGAAGAGGUAGAGGAAGGAGCUGUUUACCAUGUCACCCUCAAAAGAGUCCAGAUUCAACAGGCGGCCAAUAAAGGAGCGAGAUGGCUAGGGGUUGAAGGGGACCAGCUGCCUCCAGGACACACAGUCAGUCAGUAUGAGACCUGUAAGAUCAGGACCAUCAAAGCUGGUACCUUGGAGAAGCUUGUGGAGAACCUGCUGACGGCUUUUGGGGACAAUGACUUUACCUAUAUCAGCAUCUUCCUGUCGACCUACAGGGGCUUUGCCUCCACUAAAGAAGUGCUGGAACUGCUGCUGGACAGGUAUGGAAACCUGACAGACCCAAACUGUGAAGAAGAUGGAAGUCCAAGUUCGUCAGAGUCCAAGGCCGUGAUCAGGAAUGCUAUUGCUUCCAUCCUGAGGGCCUGGCUUGACCAGUGUGCAGAAGACUUCCGGGAGCCCCCUCACUUCCCUUGCCUGCAGAAGCUGCUUGACUAUCUCAAAGGGAUGAUGCCUGGCUCCGACCCAGAGAGAAGGGCACAAAACCUUCUGGAGCAGUUCCAGAAACAGGAAGUGGAUACCGACAAUGGGCAUCUCAACACCAUCUCCUUCAGCCUGGAAGAGGAAGAGGAACUGGAGAGUGGAGGGUCAGCAGAAUUCACAUGCUUCUCAGAAGAUCUGGUGGCAGAGCAGCUGACCUACAUGGAUGCACAACUAUUCAAGAAAGUAGUGCCUCACCACUGCCUCGGCUGCAUUUGGUCUCAGAGGGAUAAGAAGGAAAACAAACAUUUGGCUCCUACGAUCCGUGCCACCAUCUCUCAGUUUAAUACCCUCACCAAAUGUGUUGUCAGCACCAUCCUGUGGGGCAAGGAACUCAAAACUCAGCAUAGAGCCAAAAUCAUCGAGAAGUGGAUUAACAUUGCUCAUGAAUGUAGAAUCCUGAAGAACUUUUCUUCCUUGAGGGCCAUUGUUUCCGCACUGCAGUCUAAUUCCAUCUAUCGGUUGAAAAAGGCUUGGGCUGCCGUCCCAAAGGACAGAAUGCUGAUGUUUGAAGAACUUUCAGAUAUCUUCUCUGACCAUAAUAACCAUCUGACCAGCCGGGAGCUGCUGAUGAAGGAAGGCACUUCAAAAUUUGCAAACCUGGACAGCAGUGUAAAAGAAAACCAGAAGCGAACUCAGAGGCGACUGCAGCUCCAGAAGGACAUGGGUGUGAUGCAGGGAACUGUUCCCUACCUGGGCACCUUCCUGACUGACCUGACCAUGCUGGACACUGCUCUUCAGGAUUACAUUGAGGGUGGACUGAUAAACUUUGAGAAAAGGAGAAGGGAAUUUGAAGUGAUCGCCCAGAUAAAGCUCUUACAAUCUGCUUGCAACAGCUAUUGCAUGACUCCAGACCAGAAGUUCAUCCAGUGGUUCCAAAGGCAGCAGCUUCUAACAGAGGAGGAGAGCUAUGCCCUCUCGUGUGAGAUUGAAGCAGCUGCUGAUGCCAGCACCACCUCCCCCAAGCCUCGGAAGAGCAUGGUGAAGAGGCUCAGCCUACUGUUUCUGGGGUCUGACAUCAUCACUGGUAGUACUCCCACCAAAGACCAGCCCAAGUCCACAGCCAGUGGGAGCUCUGGUGAAAGCAUGGACUCAGUCAGUGUGUCAUCCUGUGAGUCCAACCACUCUGAGGCUGAGGAGGGCUCCAUUACACCCAUGGACACACCUGAUGAGCCUCAAAAGAAGCUCUCGGAGUCCUCCUCAUCAUGUUCCUCCAUCCAUUCCAUGGACACAAAUUCCUCAGGGAUGUCGUCCUUAAUCAACCCAUUCUCUUCCCCUCCAUCCUGCAACAACAACCCUAAAAUCCACAAGCGGUCCGUCUCUGUGACAUCCAUUACCUCCUCCACAGUACUGCCUCCAGUUUACAACCAGCAGAAUGAAGAUACGUGCAUCAUCCGCAUCAGCAUAGAAGACAACAAUGGCAACAUGUACAAGAGCAUCAUGUUGACAAGCCAAGAUAAGACCCCCGCUGUGAUCCAGAGAGCAAUGCUGAAGCACAAUCUCGACUCAGACCCAGCUGAGGAGUACGAGCUGGUGCAGGUCAUCUCGGAGGACAAAGAACUGGUGAUCCCAGAUUCAGCAAAUGUCUUUUAUGCCAUGAACAGCCAAGUGAAUUUUGACUUCAUUUUACGAAAAAAGAACUCAGUGGAAGAGCAGGUGAAGCUGCGGAGUCGGACCAGCUUGACAUUGCCCAGGACAGCUAAGCGAGGAUGUUGGAGUAACAGACACAGCAAGAUCACCCUCUGAAGGGAUUGAUAGACCCCUGUUUGCCAAAGGCAGAGUGGGUCUGAGAACAGGCUGUGGUAACUGCAACUACCACCCAGUGUUAGGGGAUCACUGGUGAAGCCAACAGAUAUUUAUUGGAUACAAAUGAUGUACAAAGCACUGUGUGGGGAGAGUGGACGUCAACUUGACAUGAAAAGGAUGAAUGACUCACUGAUGCUCUUUGACUUAUUUGAGACUGAAAUACAAAAGUGUCCACAUUGAUAAAUAUAUAUGCACACAUAUCUCGUGUAUAUAUAUAUAUAUAUGUGUGUGUGUGUGUGUGUGUGUGUGUGUGUGUGUGUGUGUGUGUGUGUAUAGGUAUAUAAGAGGGACUUUAUGGGAUAUUCUGGACUAUGGAAAAACCAAUUUGCACAAUGGCCUGGGAAACUGAGGUCACUUUUUACAGGGAAAUAGAAGGGACUGAGAACCUAAUCUCAUACCUUCCAAGUAAAUAGAAUCAGACCUACCAGUGCAGAGUAUUCCUCAUGCCAGUAUUACAAGAAGUCCAAGCUUUGUUUUUGUAAAGGGAGAGGAUUUCUUUCUCAGUCACUUGCUACCAGGUGGAACAACUGCAGAGGUUGGAGUGGCCACAGGCUGUAUGAAAGGCCGCCAUGGAAAGGUUUGGAUGAGUCAGUGGUCUACACCCCUGCCCGCAAAUGCCACUUUUUGGUCCCCAGAGAAGGAUCUGGAGGAGUGUCAGAGGCCUGUGUGCCUUGCUGGUCACCAUCACAAUGCCUCUGGAGUCAACACAAACUUGUUUGUUUCUGGAAACCCUGUUGUGUUUCUGUGUUCUCCUAAAGAACAUAUCAUAUUCAUUAUUGCACAAGUAGCCAUGGUCUUCGGUGACUUAUCAGCCAGAAGAGAAGGCGCAAAGCAAUGGUGACAUGUUUGGACUCUUUCUGUUGUGGGAUGCCACUGCUCAUCGCCUUUCUGAUUGCUUUUUGCAUGUAAAACUGUGUGUCUAGAGUCUUCUGCCAUCUGGAUCUUAGUACCUCUAUAUUAUGUGCAAUUUGUUCCUCAGGUGUAGGCAUUUCUACUGCGAUUGACUACAUUUGAUCAUUUCAAGCUUGUGAAAGAUUUCUGAGCAGAGAUUUCCCUGUUAAUAGCCCCUCAGAAAAUGUCCCCUGCUGAUAACAGCAUCUAUUUUACUUAUUAACUUUUGUAGCAUUCCUGUGCCUAGUCACAGGGAAAGAAACGGGACUGCAUACAGUAUCUCAGCCCUUUCUCAAGAGGUACAUCCUUCUAGAUGGAAUCAAUGGCAUUCUUUUUCACAUCCCCACACCUGCUCUCCUAGCAUCACAGUUUUGCCUGUAGUAACACCAUCAUACACUCCGUUCCAAAUCUGAGCUAUGCUGGUGUUUAAACUAAAAAGCCAUAUGUGAAAAGUUGACAUGUGUAAGAAGCACUUUCAGAUCAUUGUCCUUUUUUAAGAAAAAAAUUUUCCCCAAAUACCAGUUUUUAUUCCAAAAAUAAAGAGAAUGAACCUAGAAUAUGAAGUCUAGAUUGUAACUUGGAGCAUUCCCCCCCCCCAACCCUGUACUAUAGUUUCCAAACGUUGUGUGGGAUUUAUGUCAUGUAAAUAGCCAUAUGAAUUCAGCAAAAAACACCGGGAAAAGUUCAGAGCUCUGUGGCAGUGGACCAAAGAAUGAGCCAGGAACUCUUCAGAGUUCCUUGGUUUUCCUAGGAGACUGGACUGUGUACUAUGAAGACCAGCAAAGUAUCAACUAGUCAAAAAGCACUUUCUUCUGUUAGUGAGCCUUGUUUGGUUUGUGCUUCUGUGAGUUGAGGAGAGAUGACCAGAGUUGCAGCCAUCGUGAAAGUUAAGUAAAUGUAGCCUCAGCCUGACUUUCUUGGUGUCAAGGUCAAGACGUAAAUGCAGAACUAUUGGCCUAGUUUAGGGUGUUGCUACCAAGACAUCCAUGUUAUACCCAUGUUCUCACCCUGUGUAUUUAUACUGUACAUGUACAGCAUAGAUUUGUAUACUGCAAUGUAAAAAAAUAUAUAUAUUUACCUUUUUAAAAAGACAAUGGAAUUCCAAGGAGAUAAAACACGGCCUCAUUUAUUUAAUGCCACUUCAGUUGUCCUAAAUUGCUUCCUGGUGAACAGCUGGGCACUGUUUUCAGCUGCUCGCAUGCUUGUCUUUCUGCAUCUCCAGCAUCUGUUUACCUUUUGGUUAAACUAAUAAACUGAUUUGGGACUUGGUUGGCAUGUGCUGCCAGACCCAAAGGG